AGACUUAGAACAACAAAUGACACUUAUGGGAUACGCCUUAUCAUUGUGUCCAAGUGAUCAAAUUGCUGAUAUAUUAAAUUUAUGGAGAAAAUUAGAUGAAGAACAACGUUCAGCUCGAGCUCUUAAGGCCAAAACGAAUCUAACGGAAAAAUCUGUAUCAGAAAAAGUCAAGCCAGCUGUAGAACGUGUUGAAUCUGUUCUAAUGACUCCGCUAUUUCAAGGGGAUCGUCUUAAAAGUUUGGUUAGCAGUUGGCUAGG
Messenger RNA from Racocetra persica, 258 nucleotides. The record is from the annotation of a GenBank genome assembly. NCBI's taxonomy places the organism in Eukaryota, Fungi, Glomeromycota, Glomeromycetes, Diversisporales, Gigasporaceae.